Molecule: messenger RNA, 3431 nt
Organism: Moneuplotes crassus
Lineage: Eukaryota; Ciliophora; Spirotrichea; Euplotida; Euplotidae
Source: the annotation of a GenBank genome assembly
UGGGAACCAUGCCCAAGCCAAGUUGCUUAGUUGUUUGCCAAGUGUCGAUAUUGGGUCAUAAGAGAUUUUAAAGGCAACCAGAGCAAGACUCUGAAUGCCCAAGAAACAUUAGUGAUGGGGAUUAGGGAUCUGAAAGGAAACAUGAGCAGACUCAAGGGAAGAUAUUUAGCAGAGUUUGUGGGGAAGAGGUGCUAUAAGAGAUUUAGAUAUUAGAAAGAGGUUGGAAAAGAUCUGUGAUGUUUUGAUGCUGUAGUUUAAAUGUUCUUUGAUGGACUCAACAUAAAUUUUGGAAAGAAUCUAAUUUUUAGGGAAAAUGAAAGAGCAAAAGAUUCACAAAGUAAAUUCUCCAUCCAGUUCAAGUGAAGGAGAACUCCAAUCAACCAAAGGAUUUGUUCCUCUUGAAAUAGAGGAAGUACUCAUGCUUCAGAAAGGGACAAGUUUGCAUCAAUCAAUCUUCCAACAAAGUUAUUUCUACCUUCAAAGCAAUAUAAAGGAUAUCUUCAGGCAUAAAUGCCAUUUUCUCAUCAGCACUUUAUCAAUCUUCAUCGUAGUUCUGAUGUGUUUAGUUGUUAAUUCAGUUAUCGACAAAGCCCCUAUAAUCUUCCUCAGAUUGGCAGAAAAGAACUCAGGAGAAAUAGAUGCCUUCAUCACACCUUCUCGGGGUGUAAAGACAGUUGGAAAAGGGCAGGACUCUAGACAAGUGAUGGCCACGCUGAACUACACAGCUGUGAUGGAGGAACUUCCUGAUAUCAACUUCACGCCAAGAAACUUACUAAGGACUGAUCUUCAGAAAAUUGGCACCAAUAGGCCACCUGAGCUCAACCAUAAUGUGAUGUUUAUGGAUACCGACAGAGAAAGACAGAUAAGCCUUGGUAGGAAUUACAAGUUCCCUAAGCUAAAGAAGGAUGAAUGAGUCAUGUCUAAGAAACUCAUGGAUGAAAAUGGUUUCCAGCUGAAUGAGAGAACUAUUUUGAUCUUUGAUGCUACUCAGCAUCUAAAUAUCUUAGCUACUAAGAUGUUCGUAAAUUCUUCAUUUCCAGUUGUAGACUUCUCCGACGCUCCACUAAUUCCAUUAGAAUGAACCAUUAAAUACGUCUUGAAGGAGCCACUUGGAAAAAUGGAUGACUACCUUAUUGAAGACAUCAUUAUUCUUGAAUAUGAAUACAUGUUUGAAUACAUAAAGGAUUCACUCAAGGUGUUGCUUUCUCAAGAAGAAUAUAAAUUCGUCCCUAAAGCUACAAAGGGAAUUAUUUUUGACUUCCUUGAGACACAGAGUCCUUAUGAUUAUGCAUCAAUACUUCUGAUGACUUUCCCAGAGCCAAGGCUGAACUAUUACAAGAAUCCAGACUAUAACAAAUUACUUGAGGCUUCGCUUUAUGAAAUGACUUCUAUUUCACAGGAGUUGGGGUAUUAUACGGUUGACAUUAAACUUCCACUGCUAGGACAGCUUCAAGCUUUCAACUUGGCAAUAUUGUUUAUGGCCCUUCUCUUCUCGAUGAUUCUUGCCUUAUUCGUUGUCAUUAGUAUCAUCCUGAUAUAUGGUCUCCUGUUAGUCAACGUUCAGCAGAAAAGUUUUGAAAAUGGAAUCAAAAGAAUGGUCGGAUCCUCAAAGUUUGGCCUAAUUAAAGAUGUAAUUAUCCAGACAUUCUGUUUCUCAACUCCUGGUAUAAUUUUUGCAUUCUUCUGAUCGUUCUUCGUACUGAGGGCUAUUUACUACUUUGAAUUUGAGAAGAAGCUAAAUUUAAAAAUGGACCCGAAUCCGACAUACUUCGCUAUCAUCAACGCCAUUAUACUAGGAUUGGUAAUCCCAUUCAUUAGUUCUUUGAUUCCUAUAAAGGCUGCUUUAUCAAAGAAUCUUAAUGAUGCCCUAGAUUUUGAGCAUUCUCAGACAAAAGGAGUGAUUGUGAAGAUAAUCGAUCCUUCGAAUAAAAAUUUAGGAAUCGUGCUCAUCUUCGGUGUUAUUUCUACUAUCUACGGAAUUACGAUAUAUGUACUCCUGCCUCAGUGCCUUAUGGCUCUUGAUUUUGGAACAAUCCUCGCGAUUUUCUUCCUGAUCCUGAUAGGUCUCCUGCUUGGGCUUAUCCUCAUCACCAUGAAUCUACAGUAUGUUAUUGAGGUUGGGAUCACAAAGAGUUUGUUCUGGUGGGAAAGAAGCUUCAUCAGAAUCUUGAUCCUUAAAAAUUUGAUCGCUCACAGAGUCAGAAAUGCAUCAACAACGCUAGUGUAUGCUUUAUCCCUGAGUUUCUUGAUAUUGUGUGUAGUUUCGUAUAGCUUGCAAAUCCAAAAUGCCACACUCAUUAAGACCAGAUUUUGGAAUGACAUCAGAGUUGGAGGGUCCUGGGGUGUUAAUGUCUAUGAAAUAGAACCAUUUAUUGCCCAAAAUUCUGAAAAGAUCAAAGAUUUCGGAUACAAGAGUCACAGUAUGAACGGAUGGGUCUUUAGCAAUAUGUACGCAACUCCUAAUUCGAGGUAUUUCUCUCAGCCAAUCCAGCUGAUAGCAAUUUCUCCUACACUCUUUGACUCAAUGAGGCAAGAUUAUAUUGAAAUAAACUAUGCUAGUGACUCUGCAUUAUCUCUGAGUGAACAGCUCUACACUAAAGAAGGAGCUCAUGGAGCUGGGAUCGGUUCUUAUUUUGCUAAGAAAAUGCAUAUCUUUACAGACAAAGGAGAGGAUCAUAAUUCAUUUCUGUUAAACGUCCAAUACUUUGACGAUAAUUCUCAGAACUUCUUCUUUAAAUUCAAAACAGAUUUCAUCUUGGAUGCAGUUCCAGGGAUAAAACUUGGGAAAAGGAAACUUACCAGAAAUAUUGAAAUACUCGUUUCUUUUCCUACAAAAGAGUUUAUAUACAGAAAGGCACGCCCUGAUAUGCAUAGCUUCCAUGUGAAGUAUUGAUUCCUGACUCUCACAGAUCCAAAAUAUGCAGAUUAUGUUAUAGAAAAUCUAAAGAGCUACACUCGUGUGAUGUCGGUCUAUGAUGCUGAAAAGGACAUCCAAGAAGUUAAAGAGAUCUUAGAUGUCAUCUUCAAUGUGAUAAUUUCUCUUAGUAUGUUCUUAUGUCUCUUCUCCUUGAUCUCUUCUGCAUCAGCUAACAUGAUGGAACAGACAAAAGAGAUAGGAGUUUUGAGAGCGAUAGGUUUCACAAAGUUCAUGAUUAAAAGACUGUAUUUCUACGAGACUUUCGUCUUGGUAUUCGCAAGUUCAUGUCUAGGAAUCAUAGUAGGGACAUUUGUAGGCUGGACUAUGACCGUACAACAGGCAGAGUUCAUCUCCAUCCCCAUUUCAUUCUACUUCCCGUACAAGCACUUACUUGGGGCAUGAUUUGCAUCAGUGAUCUGUGCAUUUGUAGCUAUAUAUAGUCCGACUUCAUUCAUUCUGUCGAAACAAAUCUCAGAAAUAUUCAGAAUUAAUUAGUUGACUUUCAGAUUUCAAU